AAAAACAAAAAAUCCCAUAGAGAGAAUACUUAAAAAGAGAAGAGGGGAAUUGAAAGAUUAUCUUUUAAAUCUGUUGAUGGCGAGCAGCAAAAGCUAUCACUCCAGACCCAACUGCCGAUUCCUGUCGAGCGAUCAACAACUACAAGCGGCGCUGAGUCACGACUCGGCGGCAUUCGAGUUAGACGAGUGGGAUAUUUACAACAACGGUGUCUCCACUCGUCCCGCAUCGCCUGAGUUUCGGUCCACAAGUCGAGUGGCGAAGAAGCCUUCGACGAAGCGCGGAGGAGGGGAUUCUGUUAUCGGGGGGGCGCCGGCGUCGCUUCCGGUCAGCAUUCCGGACUGGUCGAAGAUUUUGAAGGAAGAGUACCGUGACAAUCGGAGGAGAUCAGAGAGCGAAGAAAAUGACGUGGAAGGAGAUUAUUGGUCGGAAGGAGGUGUUCGGGUUCCGCCUCACGAGUUUCUAGCGAAGCAAAUGGCGUUGACUAGGAUCGCACCCUUCUCGGUUCACGAAGGGAUCGGGAGGACUUUGAAAGGAAGAGAUCUGAGGAGGGUCAGAAAUGCAAUUUUUGAAAAAACAGGAUUCCAAGAUUAAACUAACAGGGAGUGAGAAAUUUUAGAAUCAUCAUAUUUUUAUUUUUAUUAAAAAACAUGUCCUUUUUUAAUAUAUUUUCCUAAAAGUUUUUCUCCCUUUUUCCCUUUACGAUAUGAUCAAGAGGAUCAUUUCCACUAGUGUACUUCUAACUUGGAGAUAUUCCAGAGAAAUUUACCAAAUUCAUCAUAUAUUUCAGGCAGUGUUCUUUCUUUUUCCUUUUUAAUUUUAAUCUAUGAAAUUGAAAAAAAUGCAUGGUCUGAGGCUUUGAUGGGACUUUGGUAAUAAAUGGGAGAGAUGGGCCGUCGGAAUUAAAUAAUUGGUGGGGUUGUUGAAG
This is a messenger RNA of Hibiscus syriacus, 926 nucleotides long. RefSeq lists its product as uncharacterized. The record is from RefSeq and is a predicted model, not a curated record. NCBI's taxonomy places the organism in Eukaryota, Viridiplantae, Streptophyta, Magnoliopsida, Malvales, Malvaceae. The transcript has a single exon. The coding region runs from base 77 to 592 and encodes 171 amino acids.